Messenger RNA from Schistosoma bovis, 1788 nucleotides. Lineage: Eukaryota; Metazoa; Platyhelminthes; Trematoda; Strigeidida; Schistosomatidae. The record is from the annotation of a GenBank genome assembly.
GACUAACCUAACACAUGCCAAGGUGAGAUGACUUACCAGUCCAAUUCGAAUUCUGCUGUAAGAUUUUGCUAGCUAAACUAUUAUUAGAAAAUUUUCUCAGACUGUCUCCUAACCUUGGUUAUUUAGUUUUGUACAAAUAACAGAUGGCAGACACCGGAACCGGGUCUGACUAACAUGACUUCUGAAAUCCUCCUGUACACUUUAGUCCAAUGUUCAGUUGGAACUAGCUUGAGAUCAAGGAGAUAUUAGUAUGGUGACCAAAUCUUCACUCUGUUUCAGAUUUUGAAGGAAGAUUGUACUUAUCACCUAAUAAUUUGAAAGACAAAAUCCAGGUCUUUGCAUCUUUCAGCAAUAGUAUGUUGAUGAGAGCAGUCGCUGUAUGUCCACAGCCAAACCGUUGGUUCAUUAUCCUAUCAUAACAAUGUAUUUUCGUCAUAUGGUGGUCUAAAUACAUCAUAUAUAUUGUGGAUGUGGUAAUAAUAAUAAUAGCAACUAUAAUUCACUUGGUAUUGUUUUACUUGAAACUCCCCAUUGAUGUUUUAGGACUGCAAUUGAUCAGUCUCUUCUUGGCAUAUGUGCGUAUGCCUCGAUAUUGCCUUAAUUUACAAGCAUUACAAGCAAAGAUGGAUAGCAACUGUAGUUGUAGUUAAGUGUAGCUCCGUUAUUCACUAAGUUAGUGACUUGAUUUUCAACAACAGGUUGAAACAGCUCAUUAUCGUCUCAGAAAAAUUGUCUUCAGUUGAUGUUAUUUAGAUGUGCCAUAGGUAUUCGUGUAAAUCAGUUUCAUGAAGAACGUUUUAGCAACGAGUUCAAGGUUUUGUGAUUUUUUUAGGAAAUGGCUUCUCGGGUAGCUGCAAAAGUGACUCGCAAAACAAAGGCAGUGGCUGAUUCUAUAGUUCAUCCACCAUUUCUAAAAUUAAUUAUACCAGCACAGCAAGCCCGACCAGCACCACCUUUAGGACCACAGCUAGGUAAACGAAACGUGAACAUCGCUCAUUUCUGUAAAGAUUUCAAUGAAAGAACGAAAGAUGUUGUAGAGGGAACUCCAAUGCCGUGUUUUAUAUCUGUCAAGGCCGAUCGAUCAUACGACUUAGUCAUCAGUCAUCCAUCAUCUAUGCAUUUGCUAAGAAUGGCUGCAGCAGCUAAGAAAGGUGCUUCCUCUCCAGGUACUGAAGUGUGUGGACGUCUUUCUCUUAAACAUAUCUAUCACAUUGCUGAGCUCAAAAAACAAGAUCCACAUUUAUUUACAGCAGAUUUGCAAGAUAUUUGUAAAAUGUUAAUUGGUACAGCACAUCGUUUGGGUAUUGAGAUUGUAACACAAGAUGACAUCGAAUCUGGAAAAGUUGACUACACACCCAGUGGAUAUGCGAAUUUCCUCCAAGAUCGUGAAGCAUAUCUCAAACAGAAAAAAUUAGAGACAGAAACUGCCAAACAAAGCAAAAUGAUGAGAUUGUAAAUCAAUAUCUUGUAUGCAGUAGAAGUAUAGCUUUCCCAACAUUUAGCAGUAUUUUUUAUUGUUAUAAAUUUGUAAAGUCGGCUUAAUAAUGAAAGCAUUUGGUUUUCAACCAACUGAUCGCAGACUACAUAUCCACUGUUUCUAAUUGUUUGGUCAGUGAGAUUACACUACUAACCCUCAUACACACAAUCCAGUCCAAAGAUAUGCCUAAACCUGUACUUAACAAAUAAUUUAUGAUCUUUAAAAUUAGCCCAUUCUUUUAGUAUUAUAUCUUUCUAUAACACUAAAGAUACUUCGUGUCAAUUAACCUAUUAAUUUUGUUUGUGUAAGGC